UUACACUUUCACUUUCAUUCAAAAACAUUCAAACCAUUUCGAAGUAACAAUCUCUCCAAUUGCUUCCAACUUUUAACAGUUUAUCCAUUUUUGUGUAUCUUAGAUUUACAAUUAACCAACAAUCAGUGAAAAUGAUCCGAUUCGUAGCCUUUGUUACCCUCUUCACCUCAGCUUAUUGUGGCCUCAUCGCUGCUCCAGCAGCCUAUGCACCCGCUGCAGCUAUCCUCAACACCGGAGCUUCAAGCCAAUACCGAAGCCAGGAUAAUAUUGGAAACUAUGCUUUUGGAUAUAAUGAAGAUCAUUCCACCGGUGGAACCUUCAGACGUGAAAGUGGAGAUGCUUUUGGAACCAAAAUCGGAUCAUAUGGAUUAAGAGAUGCUGAUGGUCGAUUACGAAUUGUCAACUAUGUUGCCGAUGCCAACGGUUUCCGAGCCACCAUCUCAACCAACGAACCAGGAACCGAGCCCCGUGACCCUGCUAGUGUUUUGAUCAACAAAUCUCCUGCUAUUGUCACCCCAGCUGUUGCCGUACCUGCUCCAGCCGUUGCCCCAGUAGCUGCACCUUUAGCAAUCGCUCCAACAUACGCUUCUCCCGCAUAUGCUCCAGCUCCUGCAUAUGCUCCAGCCCCUGCAUACGCACCAGCUCCAGUUUAUGCACCAUACUCAUACGCCCCAGCUUCAUACAGUGCUUAUGGUUUUGCCGCUCCUUACGGAGGAUUUGGUCUCAGAAAGUAAAUUAAUUACAAUACAUCAACCAAUACUCAUCAUUAAAAUCAUCAUCAACUUUCUUUUUUCUGUCCUCUCACUGUACUAUCCUUUGGGUGAAACAUGAAAAAAAUUAAUUUAAUUGUCAUUAUUAUUACAUUAUUUGUAAUUUAUAUCACAAUGACAUAAAAACCAACAAGACUCUUUUUCAUGUCAAAUUGGAUGCCAUAGAUCCAUAAUAUCGGGUUUAUUUUAUUAUUAUUAUCAUUGCUAUUAAGAAUGUUGUGAUUAAGUAAGAAUCAUCAAAAGAUGAGAACGAAUAAAGAUCAGACUUCUAUUUUCUUUUAAA
Molecule: messenger RNA, 1053 nt
Organism: Tetranychus urticae (two-spotted spider mite)
Lineage: Eukaryota; Metazoa; Arthropoda; Arachnida; Trombidiformes; Tetranychidae
Cellular component (GO): chitin-based extracellular matrix
Molecular function (GO): structural constituent of chitin-based larval cuticle
Source: RefSeq, a predicted model, not a curated record